AUGACCAAGCAAGAGACCACCACAACCGAGGACCUCGGCGUCGACACCGACCAGGAUGCAUCCAGCAUCGUCAAGGAGGUGUACAGGGGCACCUCCGCCGACAAGCACGACAUGGACGUCCUCGGGGUGAGGCAGGUGCUCAGGCGAAAUUACCGCUUGGUGCCCAUGCUCGGGUUCUCCUCCAUCGCGGUGAUUAGCUGGGAGAUCGCGCCAAUACUCCUCCUGUUCGCGCUGAUCGACGGGGGGCCGGCGGCGGUCUUUUGGGGCCUGGUGAUCGGAGCCGUGGGGUUCUCGCUCGUCUAUGCGAGCCUGGCGGAAGUGGCGAGCAUGUUUCCGACGUCUGGUGGCCAGGCAAGUAUUUGCAGGCUCUUGUUCCAGCGAGAUCGCGAGCUGACCGCGAGAUCCAUUCCGCAGUACCACUGGGUGUCCGAAUUGGCUCCCCCGAGUAUCCAGAGAGGCCUAAGCUACUCAGUCGGCUGGCUGAUCGUGAUAGCCUGGCAGGUGUACCUCGCGGGUUCGAGCCUGGUUGUCGGCAUCGUCAUCCAGGGCCUCAUCGCGCUCAACAAUCCGGAUUAUUCCUUCGAGAGAUGGCACUGCACACUCCUGACCAUCGCAGCCAGUGGCUUUGCCGUGGUGAUGAACACCGCGCUGGCCAGCCGGCUGCCCAUCAUCCAGUACUUGCUGUUUGCGCUUCAUUUCGGCGGCAUAUUCGCCAUCGUGAUCCCUCUCUGGUUAACGGCGGAGCACGGCAAUGCCACUGAUGUCCUGCUCAAGUUCAGUGAUAAUGGCAACUGGGGGAAUGUGGGGCUGUCUUCGAUGAUAGGCCUUGUUCUCUUUGCUGGCCUGCUCAACGGAUAUGACUGUAUCGCGCAUAUGUCUUACAACGUGAUGACGCUCUUCAUCAUCGGCACGGCCCUGAUAUUCUGUCUGGGCGACGUUGAUAGCCUCAUCAACACGAGGACGGGACAGCCAUUCAUCCAGCUAUUUUACAACGCGACUCAAAGCUACGCCGGAACCAGCGUCAUGGCCGCGAUCUUAGUCGUACUGGUCGAGUGCUGCGUAAUCAACGAGGUCGCCACAUCAUCAAGGCAGCUCUGGUCCUUCGCCCGUGACCGCGGUCUACCAGGCUCCACGUGGCUCUCAUACGUAGCGCCGGGGUGGGACAUCCCGCUGCGAGCAGUCUGCCUGACAGUUUUUAUCACCGCGUUGCUGUCCUUGAUCAACCUCGGGUCCACAGUCGCCCUCAACGCUAUCAACUCCCUAGGCGGCGUCUCCUUCCUCUUCUCAUACGUAAUCACCCUCGUGUGCCUCGUCUGGCGGCGUGUCCGCGGCGCGCCUUUACCUCCGCGGCGAUGGUCUCUGGGGAAGUACGGCCUCGCCAUCAACCUGUUGGCAUUGGCAUUCCUUGUCCCGAUUCUCUUCUUCUAUUGUUGGCCCUUGGCACAACCAGUCACAGCACUCAACCUCAACUGGAGCUCGGUUGCAUUUUGCUGCGUCCUACUGGCGGCCCUGAUCCAUUACGUGAUCAAGGCCAGGCAUGAAUACGUUGGACCGGUGAUGCGCGUGAAACGGGCCUAG
Messenger RNA from Diaporthe citri, 1578 nucleotides. RefSeq lists its product as uncharacterized. Gene Ontology annotation, biological process: transmembrane transport. Gene Ontology annotation, molecular function: transmembrane transporter activity. The record is from RefSeq and is a predicted model, not a curated record. Gene Ontology annotation, cellular component: membrane. The coding region runs from base 1 to 1578 and encodes 525 amino acids. The transcript is spliced from 4 exons. NCBI's taxonomy places the organism in Eukaryota, Fungi, Ascomycota, Sordariomycetes, Diaporthales, Diaporthaceae.